Penicillium cinerascens is the source of this 987-nucleotide messenger RNA. RefSeq names its product putative mRNA decapping hydrolase. Gene Ontology annotation, cellular component: nucleus; P-body. The transcript has 3 exons. The record is from RefSeq and is a predicted model, not a curated record. Gene Ontology annotation, biological process: deadenylation-dependent decapping of nuclear-transcribed mRNA. Lineage: Eukaryota; Fungi; Ascomycota; Eurotiomycetes; Eurotiales; Aspergillaceae. Bases 1 to 987 code for a protein of 328 amino acids. Gene Ontology annotation, molecular function: RNA 7-methylguanosine cap binding; hydrolase activity.
AUGACAGAAGAAUUGAGGAACACAAAGGCAGCCACAGAGGCACUGAUUGCCAAAUUCCAAGUUAAUAAGCUGUUGAAGCAAGACCAGCAUGGCCGGCGAAUCACUCUGCUGGGGACAAUUGACGACGAACAGGGCAUCCUAACCGCCGAGCGCACUGCCUUCUCUACAGAAUCCCUCGCAAUCAUCAAAGCCUUCCACGCAGCCAUCACAAAGGUCAACAACCUCGGCGACAACGACAUCUACCGGUGGUAUCUCGCAUCCUCAAACGGUAGCACAGAAACCUCCGAGAUCCAACAAGACCUCAAGCUCAACCUCAUCUGGCCAUGUACAGCACAACACAUCAAGAAAUUCUCCGACCAGCAGCUCCGAAUGGUCACCGAAACGCCGGAGAUCUACGCGCAGCACGUGCGACCCUUCAUGCAAACCAAGCGCGAAGAGGGCCGUCUGAACUGGGUAUUCAAUAUCCUGGAAGGCCGGACCGAGCAGGAGGAUGUAAUUAUGAGAGAUGAUGGGCACGGCCCCGAAGACGCAUUCUUGAUGCUACCGGAUCUGAACUGGGACCGGAAGACUAUGAACUCGUUGCAUUUGCUGGCUCUAGUGCAUAGGCGGGAUAUUUGGAGUCUGAGGGAUUUGAAGAAGAAGCAUGUGCCCUGGCUGCGGUAUCUUCGGCAGCGGGUGCUUGAGGCGACGGUGUCGAUGUAUCCUGAUUUGGAGCAGGAUCAGCUCAAGCUCUAUGUUCAUUAUCAACCGACUUACUAUCAUUUCCAUAUUCAUGUUGUCAAUGUUAUGCUGGAGGCUGGUGCUACCCAGGCUACGGGUAAGGCGUUUGGCUUGGAGAACCUGAUCUCUCAACUGGAAACUAUGACUGGGGAUGAGGAUGCUAGUAUGGCGGAUGUGAGCUUGACUUACUAUCUCGGUGAGGCGAGUGAAUUGUGGACGGAUAUCUUUGCGCCGUUGAAGCAGGGGAAUAAGCCAAGGAGCCAAUGA